AUGGGCGAAGAUGGAACCGACCGAUAUGAGAAGAUUGACUUUUUAGGAGAAGGACAGGUUUGUUUUUUUUGUUUUUAUCACUAUUGUUAUCUUAUAUUAGAAGCCUACAUAGACUUCUCUGGAGCUAACUAUUUAAUCUAAAAAAAGGCUUAAACAUAUUCACCACACGUCUAACCUAAUAAUGACCGAGCCGAGUCGGCGAGUGUCAGAAGUCCUGGGCCAGGACUCUAAGGCAAGGCCAAGAUCAUUCUUAACUUUAAUUAAGUCUUAGACUUAGGUACUUGAAAUUAUAUUUUAAAUAUUGUCUGACUGUCAUCAAAGAUAUGCCAUCUGCAACACUUUGAGUUUCUGUGUAGGAUUCUCUCCCUUUUGUUUAGUCUUGAGUUGCAACACUAGGCUGUCAGCUGGUAUUUUUAAAAUUAUUAAUACUGUUUAAUACACUUUAAUAUACAGAAGGAAUUUUUUUAAUUAACCAAUUUUUGAGUGUCAGUGCCAAAGAACUUUUUUUACAAGCUGGCCCUUCAGACACCUAUAACACAUGGCUCUCCGGUCGAGUCUACACCUUUUCCGCCUGUCUCCGACUAUUUAUCAGUUGCAACAGGUAAUAUGCCCCCAUUUAUGACACAGGGACCAUCUCUUGAGCUGGGUGUUACUGAGAAAGUUAUCUGUAUACCCAUUGGUCUCUCUCAUAAACAUUUGAGUGAUAUUUAGCUUAAAAAAUAUUUGUAAGUACCCGGUACUUAACUGGGAUGCUUAUGCCUAUAUUUAUAGGUCCUAUAUUUUCUAAAAAUUCAUAUAGGUCAUCUCUUUCCAGUUCAGGACCCCUAAUACUAUAAACCAAUGGUUCACAACAUUAUCAUCAACAUAAUUGUUUUGAUUGUUUUCAUUACUUUCCUGGUUGUUUUCAUCAGUGUCACUGCUACACUGCUAGAAUAUCAAAAUCGCUAAGGAUAGCUUGAACAGUGUCACUGUCAGACAUUUUAGAAUUUUACGAUAUUACUUGCAACACAAACAAAUUUCUGAGCCAUCAAUGGAGGGUGCCAUUAGAAUAUCAUGAUGUGUUGGAGUAUGUAAGAAAAAUUCUGAGACUUCUUGAAGCUUAUCUAGACCUAGAAGGAUAUCAUAAAGUUGUUACAUUUGCCAUGAAAUUAAUUUACCGGCUGAAAUAAUUUAAUUAAAUUGUAAUGUUUUGUUCCUAAUUUGGUUUAUGAUCAUUAAAGCUGAACAUAUAUUUUUUUAUUUGCACAGAUUGUUUUGUCUAAUUAGUCUACUUUAAAGCUAUAUCGCAGUCCAACACUCAUAUAAAAUUAGUUUCUCAAAAAGACAAAUGAAGUGUAGAUGAAUAAAAAUGUAUUAAGUAGCUUGCCACUUUUAGUUAUUUAUUCGUUGUCGGACAUUCAUUUGUUACCUCUACAGGACAGAAAGAGAAACAUUUAUAACCUCAAUGAAGUUAAAAUAAUUAUACGAGAAUCAGUCUCGUGUUUAUAUCAUCAUCUUAAUACAAGAUUGAUUGACUUCUUUUUGUAUUUUUAUCAAAUAAUUCACAAUUUCUAUAUAGCUAUGUCUUUUCCUAUUUGAUUUUUAUAAUGUACUUUCAGCCUAUUUUCUUUCCACUUGUCUAUUUUUUUCUUUUCGUUCAAGUUUUAUGAAUAGUAAUAGGUAGGAUUUAAAUUUAUUAUGUAAAAUUUAAUUUACAUUGAUAUUAUUUUAUUAUUAUGUUGAAAUGCUUACACAUACUGUUUUAUUUACACAAAUUGCUUCUUUCUCAUGGAAGCACCACCUCUAUUUACAUUAUAACAGAUACUGUGUGUGACACAAUUAAUUUUACUUUUAACUUAUGUCUAAAUGAUAUACUGUCAUUAUUUAGACCUGCUUAGUUUAAUUAGAAUGUACAUGGUAAUAUAUAUAGUAUAGUACUUUUUAUGAUGCUACUUAAUUAUGUUUUUAUCAUGAUUUUUUUAACCACCUUAUAUAAUAAUAACUAAUAUAUUAUUGUUUAAAAUAAAGAACUGAAAAUGUUUUUUUGUUGCAGUUUGCUACUGUUUACAAAGCUAGGGACAAAAAUACGGAUAAAAUAGUUGCAGUUAAAAAGGUACGUAAUCUAUAAUCAUAAAACUUUAACUUAAAAUAAAUUAAUGUCACAAUUUUGUAAUUUUUGAAAACAAUAAGGAACAUGUUUAAAGCGAGAGUAGUUAACUUCUUAAAUUUGUAUACUAAAAAAAAAGUUACCAAUCAAAUUCAGUAACCCUUCAGUGGUAUUUAAUUUUUAAGAUUAAGCUUGGUUCAAGAACAGAAGCAGCGGACGGUAUCAACAGAACGGCUCUGAGGGAGAUAAAACUUUUGCAAGAGCUUUCACAUACAAAUUUAAUUGGGGUAUGAAUUUUUCAUUUCAUUGUCUAAUUUUUCAAUAUUCUUAGCUGUUUUUGAUUUUAAAAAGUUUGUUGAUUUGCAGUGAAUUGUCAAAAGUUCAUACAAAAUUCCAUGAGUGCACUGUUCUAGAUUAAAUGUUUUGUUAUUAGAAUCUCAUUUUUAUUUUAAAUUUCCAUUUAGCUGUUGGAUGUUUUUGGUCACAAAUCCAAUGUCAGUCUUGUCUUUGAUUUUAUGGAAACAGACCUUGAGGUAAGAUUUUUAAAAAAAUAAUAGUUUACUUGUACUUCUUUCAAAACUCGCAAAUUAAUUUUUUAAUCUCAUUAAUUUUUCUAAGUUAUAAAGUUUUAAAAUGAUGUGUGUAAAUGAAUUUAGUUAUAAAGAUUAUACUCCUCCAUUAAGUUGUUUGUCAACUAAUGGGUAAACUAAAAGCAAAAAAUCUUUAAUACAAGAGCAUAACUAAAAAAAGUUAUCACUUGAGGUAUUAGAUUGGACAAGAUUUGAUUAGUUUUUAUAUAUUAUAAACAAAGUAUAAGUUUAUGAAAAAACAUCUGAGGCAAAGUUAAUGUAUUACAUUUGAUAAUCAGGACAUUCACCAAAUAACCACUUUCAAAGAAAAGAUUUUCCUUUUAACAAAGCAAAUUUGAUUGCAGGUUGUCAUCAGGGAUUCAAAUAUCAUCAUGACUGCGCCUCAUAUAAAGUCCUAUGUUUUACAGACCCUACUUGGCUUAGAAUAUUUACAUUCCUACUGGGUCCUUCACAGGGUUUGUUUUAUAAUGCUUUCUUGACCCUGUAAUUUGACAGACUUAUUAAUAUUACAAUACCUGUAGGAUAAUUAAUAUUAAUAAAUGUGUUUUAUUAUUUUAAAAUUAUAAUGAAAUGGUUGGAUGAAUUGCUGUAGUGUUAAGUGUUUAGAGACCAGGGCUUGACAUACAUGCUCAUGGGAUGAGAUUCAAACCUUAGCCAGGGCGGUGCAGAAUAUUUUUGGGCCCUUGGCAAAUCCAAAUUUUGGGCCCCCACAAAUUAGGCACAGCCCCAAAUGAUUUGCCUCCAGCUAUAUCAUAAAAUAAUUCAAACCUUCUGAAAUCCAGUCAUUUCGGAUGAGUGAAACUCAUCAACCUGUGAUGGUAAAUCAUUUAGGAGAAGGAAAACUUUGAAUACAAACCUCAGCUUCCUAGAAACUGAAUUAAAAGUGAGACGGUGAUAUGAACUCAAUGAUGUUAAGCUGUAUCAGCUGUUUGAUGACCCCUCCAGUCCACCAGAAUCAUUGAGAUGGGAAUUCUGCCACAUUGGAAAUAAAACUUUACAAAGCUUUGGAGUUUCAUUAGAGAGAUUACCAGCAAGUUAACACGAUUAUCUCUUGAAGACAGACAGAUGCCAAAAACAAUUAAAAAUUAAUUACAUUUAUUGGUAAAUAUUGUUUAAUUAUUACUGAUGAAUUUCCUAGUUUGUUUACAAAUAUUCUUUUCUUUUGUUCUGAAUAGGAUAUCAAACCAAAUAAUUUGCUCAUCAAUGAACAAGGUAUUCUAAAGAUAGGUGAUUUUGGCUUAGCGAGAUUCUAUGGUUCACCUAGUAGGCCCUACUCUCAUCAAGUGGUUACCAGGUUAGUGUCCUUAAGAUCCUUAUUUUGUCUUUUUUUUUUGUGGGGGAAAGGUUGGGUUAAACUCUGGGGAUGUUAAAGGCUGAAGCCUUAAAAUACAUGCAGUUUUCAUUGUUUAUCUCAUCUGAAUUGUAAUUAUUAAAACAUAUAUGUUCAGAUUGUAUUAUUCUGAUUUUUGUAAAACUUAUAUUCAACAGCACAAAUUUGCUAAAUUUUUUUUUCUUGUUAAUUUAAGAUUUACAAUACCAGUAUGCAAUACUUCCUUAUAUUAUUUGUGGGCCUUUAUUCAUUUGUUAGUGUUCUUUUUUUUCUGAAAAACAAUUUUCUUAUUUUUUUUUUUUUACACUACAGGUGGUACAGAUGCCCAGAAUUGCUAUUUGGGGCUAGAGCUUAUGGUGAAGGAGUUGAUAUUUGGGCAGUUGGUUGUAUUAUUGCAGAACUUCUUAUAAGGGUAACAUAAUAAAUAUUUGGAUUUCAUGACAUCCUUUAUGUAAACUUGGUCUUAAUUCUAUUUAAUUUACUUAACCAGUAAUAAACAAUUUACCAGAUCUUAACUUUUAGCUGCUCUUUGUUGAUUGUGUUUAUCUGACUUUUUUUGAAUUUUAUGUAACACUGUCUGCAUUGGUAAAUAUCAGUGUAAGUUUGGACGUUACUUUACAUUUUUCAAGUCUGUAAAAAUAGAUUUUAACAUUUGCUUAUAGAUUCUAUCUCUCUCCAGCUACCCUUUUUACCAGGAGACACAGAUUUAGAUCAACUAAGUCGCAUCUUUCAAGUGUUAGGAACCCCAACAGAGGCAGACUGGCCUGUAAGUCUUUGUCUUUUACCACAUAAUAAAAAAUGUGUUAAGUAUAAGUUGAACGUCUUUUUUUUUUUUUUUUUCAAGUAAAUUCAAGUUAACCUUAAUAGUUGAACCUUGAAAUACCUCAUUGACCAAAUGAGAUUACAUUUUCAUUUACUUCAAAUUUUUAUAAUCCUUACGUGCAGGAUAUGAAAUUCCUACCAGAUUAUGUGGUUUAUAAAGAGUUCCCAAAGCAACCAAUUAAAGACAUAUUUACAGCUGCUACUGAUGAUUUAUUAGAAGUCUUAAACUCUAUGUUGUCAUUGAAUCCUUCCAAACGUUGUUCAGCUUCUCAGGUAAAGGUUAUACAAAAAAUAAAUUUAACUUCUAUAUCAAUGUGCAAUUAUAUUGUUUCUUUUUUAUUGUUGUAUAAAACAAAUUUCUGUAACUUAUCAGUUGAAAAUAAAUUUCAAAUUUUUUCUGAAUUAAGUAAGAUAUUUCUGCAAGGAGUAAUACUUCAGGAUAUGCAAAUUGCACAGGCUCCUUCAGAAUUAAAAAAAUCUUAAAUGGUUAAAAGUACCUCCAUGACUUAAGUUAGUUUGAGUGGUAAUAAGAUUUCAGACUCUCCAACCUUGCAUGAUAAUUUAUUCGUUAGCCAAAGAUUUUUUUUAAAAAAUUUAUCAGUUUUGAAUUAUUGCAAUUUUCUUGACAGGCUCUGCAGAUGGCCUACUUCAGCAAUAAGCCUGCACCUACUCCAGGACCUCAGCUGCCAUUCCCUAAGUCAAAUAAAAUUAUUGAUAAAGAAAAGGAAGCAAAGAAGCCUUCUCUGAAGCGGAAACAAGAUGGGUCUGAUCCAGGUACAGAUCCCUUGACAAUCAAAAUCCGUCACAGCGAUUGUUUGGGGCACGUUUCUGAAAUUUCAAAUUAACUAUUUUUAGUAAAUUUUAUAAGUCCUUCUAAUGAUUCAGGUCUUCUUUCGCGUUUUUUAGAUAGAUUUUAUAACUGCUUCUAAUGAUUCAAGUCUUCUUUUGUGUUGUUUAAAAAAAAGAUGUUCGAAACUUUUUAAAAAAUAAUUUCAAUUUUUAUUUUAUUACUUGUAUUAAUGGAUUGUUCAUUGGUUGUUUCUAAAGCUCAGUGUGCAUUUUUUCCACUUUCAGGUGGCCUGAAGAAACGACUUAUAUUCUGAUGUCACAACUCCAUGCAGGCUUUUAUGAUAACUCGAAGUUAAUGUCUGAACAUUAUUCACAUUUUUCUCUCCUGAUAUGAGGGUGGAGUAAAUGGUCUGUCUUUUUCAACAAAGAACACCUUCACCACAUGCUGCAAAUCCUCCCCAAAGACUUUGGGAAGGAGCAUCUGUAAAUAUCAACUUAAUGAUCUGGUCUAGAAUUAAUCAAUUGUUUUGUAAAUCAAUUUUUGUAAAGGCAUCUCAGCUGGGCAUUCAAUUUGACUUCCUUUCUGGGUCAAGUUAAGUUUCAUCAUCUCCAUCCAACAAUCCUUAACGACCACCAUAAAGAGAACAUUAGCUGCUUUUAUUUUCUCCUUGCUCUAACAUUUCUCUCCCGUUACAAGCCUCACGAAAAUGUUCAUGCUUAGUUAAGCGCAUCGUAAAAAAAAUAAGCAUCCUUAAAAAUAACUUAUUUGAGAUGACAAAAAAGAAAAAUUCCUUUUAUGCCAUUGAUUUAAAAAUUAAAAUAAAACGUAAUUUUGUAAAUGUGUCGACUAAGCUAGCAUGUUGAUGACA
This is a messenger RNA of Lymnaea stagnalis (great pond snail), 6486 nucleotides long. The record is from the annotation of a GenBank genome assembly. Lineage: Eukaryota; Metazoa; Mollusca; Gastropoda; Lymnaeidae.